AAAGUGGAAGGCAACGGAUAUCUGGCCUAAAUGAGUAAAAUCCGGCAGAAUUUCUGUCAGCAACGGAGCAAUCCCGGAAGUGGAACGUCAAGAAUAUAGACUUAUGGCGUUUUUCCAAUACAUUUAACACUCAGACAACCUGGGGCCUGGGCCAGGGUUUGGUUCCCUAGGCAGUUUUGCUCACUUUGCAACUUUGGUAGUCCAGCCUUAAGUAAAAACACAGACCAGCAGCAACUGUUCUUACCAUUUCACAAAAAAACAAUCAGUUACACCAACUGUCUCUUAACCAGCCAAGUGAAUGACAAAGUUGACCUUUUAUGAACAAACUCAAGGUGAAUAUAAGUACGGUACAUUCACUGAAAGAUUUGAAAGAAAGUCUUACCUUGCUUAAGCUCAUCUAAGAAUUCAAUCAAUUGAUGACUGAAUACUGUGAAGUUGAUCUUAAACAACUCAGAAGAAAGAAGUGUCAGGUUGUUCAAUACAUAUACUGCCAGCUACAGGUGCUCCGCUCUGGUUUUCAAGAAAGAAAAGAAGAAGAAAAAAAUAUGAAUAAAUAAAUAAAUAAAUUUAACAAACUACUUGUCAAGCGACACAAGCACAAACUUAAAUUAUAAGAUAUAGAAGAGGGUUUGAAGAACAUCUGAAGAACAACAGCUUGAAAGUAGUAAAAACAACAAUUUAGAUACUCAAAAAUAAAAUAAUAAAAGAGAAUGUUAAAAAAUUUACCCCUGUCUGAUGGUGACAAGACUGCAGUAUUACUACUGUCUGUUAACAACAGGGUCUGUUGGUUAGUCAGAAAGGCAAGUGUCUAAAAAUCAAGAUUCAAUAGUAGAAUACUAAAUAGAAGACUGUUUUAAAGCUAUAACUUUUAUAAAAAAAUAAUACAUUCUCUCAGGUAUUAAAGGUUUCAGACAUUGACAUGUUUAGGUGAAUUGUUUGUCAUUAAAUUAGAUGCAAUGAGAGCUGUACAAUUCCAUAUGUGGUCCUAGUACUAUUAGAACCCAGCCUGACUGCCAACAUGCACUCAAUGACAACAUACUGUUCUUCAUUGCAUUGUUUUUGACGUGUGUGUAAGGAAUGUACAACAUUACAGUGUUCACAAUGAAAAGAUGUCUAUUGUACAGAUGAUUUUACAUUAUUCAAAAGGUCAAGAAAACAUGAGCAAGUUACUUUUAAGAUACAAAUGAAAACUUUUUUUUUUUUACUUUGCUGAUUUGUUUUGUUUGUUUACAUAUCAAGUUAUUGUUCUAAAUGAAAAUGUGUAAUUGUUACUGUUUUAUACAGCAUUGUUCCUUUGUUUAAGAUCACUUUGUUGCUGGUAAAACUACUACUGUUCAGUUACUGGUUCCUCACUGGUUUGAUUUUAUGUAUGUUUAUCUUAAUUAAAAUGUUGAAAUGGACUUUUACUUGCUGGUUAUUACUCACAUGUUUCUCUUAACUCACCUAUUUUGACCCUGAAUGUGCUUUAAAUCAAGCUAAAAAGAUUUAAAUCUUACUAUUUAUGUGGUUACAAACUUUAUUCUGUUACACUGUAGUAUUGAUGACUGGUAAUAAUUGGUCUCUUUUUUAUUGGGAGUGGUGGGGUGGAAAGGGAAAGGACAAUGCAGCACUGUGGAUCUGGUAUCUGGUUUCCACAGCAACCCAUAUUAAAUUACGUAGAGGCUUACAGGUGGUGGACUUUAAACAGAGGUGGAGGGACAGGUGACGCAGACCACGGGGAACUCUCUUCUUCCUGGAAAGAAACCAAGCAACUGCAAAAAUGGCUAAAUUCUUCACACCAGUUCAAAUCAAUGAGUUGAAGGAGUGCUUCUCCUUGUAUGACAAGAAGCAAAAGGGCAAGAUUGUUGCCAAAGACCUGAUCACAGUUAUGCGCUGCCUGGGUACAAGCCCCACGUUUGGUGAAAUCGAAAGACAUCUACAAGUUCACAAAAUCGAAAAGACAGGUGAGCUGGACUUCUCUACGUUUCUGAUGAUGAUGCACAGACAGAUGCAACAGGAAGACCCCAAGACGGAAAUCCUGGAGGCCUUGAGGAUGACGGACAAACAGAAGAAAGGAUACAUCCAGGCAUCUGAGCUCCGGGCCAAGCUCACCAUGUUGGGAGAGAAACUAACAAACAAAGAAGUGGAUGAUCUCUUCAAAGAGGCAAAUGUCAAGUCAGACGGGGCUAUCAACUACGAAGAGUUCACCCAGAUGGUGACGCUGCCACCUGUGGAUUAUUGAUUUUUCAACCAUGAUGGGGGUAUUGGCUUUACAUACACUGAACUUCAGAAAUCCCAAACUGUAUUAAAUCUACAUGAUGUUGGCAGACUAUUCUCUGAUUUUUAAAUUAAAUGCAGAACCUGUUCCCAUAGCCUUCCUCUAUGACUGCACAUUGUGAAGCGCUGUCAUUAUACCGUAUUGUAAUGAACACUAUAUGAUUUUGCAUGUUAUUCUUUAACGGGAUCACAUUUGAAAAGCAAGACAUUUUUCGUCAAGCCUGACCCUCCACCCAAAACAAAUGUAAUGUCCAGUUUGACAUUUUGUGUAUGUAUUUCUGCAUGCGAUAUAUUAAAUCUUUUGUUUCUUGAAGUAGUUUCUCUUCAUGUGGCACUGUCAACUUUCCACACAUCAGUAUUACAUUGCAUUAAUUUCCUACACUUGUGUGAUAAAAGCUGUGUUUGAAAUGUAUUUUAAACCCUCAUCCAUAUCGUUCUGUUUCAGCUGUUUGUCGUCUCAAGCCCUGCAUGCAUAAUUGUCAUGCAUUUGACAUUUGUUUUUCAUUUGUAUUGCAUUUACAUAAGCGGCUUACAAUUACUUUUUUUUUCCCCCACAACUUUUAUUUCGUAGUAUAAAUCACAGUAUAUAAAUAUCCAUAUAUAAUAACACAUCAGUGAUUAAUACAUGAAUAACAUUUUCUCCAAAACAUGUACUUGUUGUAUUGCCUCUUAACAUUUCAUUUAAAUGUUUACAGUACGAUUUUGUUAAGAGAUUGUACUGUAGUUAGCCAACUGAUUGUUUUGAAAAAUGUGUUUAGUAGCUAUAUUAGCCACUUGGCUAGAGUCUUGAUUUUGUGCUUGGAAACCAACAUAGUCAUUAAAUGUACAAAUAUGGAUCUUUUAAAACAGAAAAAGUACAGAUCAAACAAUCAGUCCAACAAACUAAAUUAA
Sander lucioperca (pikeperch) is the source of this 3147-nucleotide messenger RNA. It is a transcript of the gene calml4a, whose product is annotated as calmodulin-like 4a. Gene Ontology annotation, molecular function: calcium ion binding. Gene Ontology annotation, cellular component: myosin II complex. The record is from RefSeq and is a predicted model, not a curated record. The transcript is spliced from 5 exons. NCBI's taxonomy places the organism in Eukaryota, Metazoa, Chordata, Actinopteri, Perciformes, Percidae. Bases 1760 to 2221 code for a protein of 153 amino acids.